This is a messenger RNA of Gracilinanus agilis (Agile Gracile Mouse Opossum), 621 nucleotides long. RefSeq names its product pre T cell antigen receptor alpha (gene PTCRA). The transcript has 4 exons. NCBI's taxonomy places the organism in Eukaryota, Metazoa, Chordata, Mammalia, Didelphimorphia, Didelphidae. The record is from RefSeq and is a predicted model, not a curated record. Bases 34 to 621 code for a protein of 195 amino acids.
CAGCUGCGGCGUCUUUGCCUCUCAGGCUGGGCCAUGGCAGGGCCCUGGCUGCUGCUUCUCCUGACCCUGGGCGCGCCGGCUCUCCCCACAGGUUUAUGCACUGCUCCUUUCCCAUCAAUGGCUCCCCCGCUCACCCUGUUGGUAGAUGGGCGACAGAAGACACUGGUGAUCUGCCUGGUCGUCGAUGUCUCGCCUCCACUUGAGGAUGGCUCCAUCUGGUUCUCAUCUGGCAAUGGCACCACCUUGGAAGCCUUCACUUAUGGCCCCUCACCCGCUGGAGAUGGCACCUGGAGCAGCCUGGCCCAGCUCUCCCUCCCUGCCGAGGAGCUGGCUUCCUGGGAACCUCUGGUCUGCCAUGCAGGGCCAGGUUGGAAGAAUCAGGGACCAAGCACCCAACCUCUUCAGCUAUCUGGUAAGCCCAUGGGAAAGAAGUGCCAGCAGGAGCCAACCAUUGUACCAAACAGCCUCUCCCAGAUGCUGGUCCUAGAGGUCAUUCGGCUCAUCCUCUUCAAGCUGCUUCUAUUUGAUGUGCUGAUGACCUGCAAUCACCUGCGAAUGCUAGGAGUCAUAGCCACAAACAGUCCUGACCUUGGGAUCCAGCGCCAGGGGUCACGGGUCUAA